GUCAGUCAGUCUAGAACCUGCGUAUCGCAUCAAUCAUGUUGGCCGCUGAGACCGUUGACUUUUUCCGUGUUCAAUCAAUCUGCCUGAGAGCUAUUGGCAUUGCUCGAACCGAUUCGUUCCGCGGGAGAGUUCUGUUCGCGUUUAGCUUCUUCACCGUGCUUGUCAUGAUGCUGGGCACGGUGAUGUUUGCCUUCAAACACAUCGACCAAAUUAUGCUGCUAUGCGAUUGUCUGGGGCCCACCUUCACCGCCUACCUGGGGCUGGUGCGGCAGUACAAUCUACUCCUGCAUCGGUCCGAGCUGUGGAGUAUCGUGGACGAGUUUGCGGCAUUGAAGCAUUCGCUCCAGUCGAGCGAAAUCAGGAUCGUGCAAAAGUACAACCGCAUCGACCGGUUCCUCGCGUGGGCUUAUUUGAUUACGGCCAUGUCAACGGGAGUGCUUUUCGUGGGAGUAGCGCUAGUGCUGGUUUUCCUGUCGGAGAAAUCGGACUGGAAACUACCGCUGCUGAUGGACUUCCCAUUUGAUGUGAAACAUCCGGUGACCUUUACAAUUUUCUUUGUCUGGUGCAGUGUGGCCAUAUUUUGGGUCGUGCUGGAUUGUGUGGCGUGUGAUUCCACGUUCGGUACCUUUUCCUCCUGCCUGGUGGCCCACUUCGUCAUCAUCCAAGAGCGUUUCGAGGGGCUUCGCUUUGACGAAGGUAACCGGGAGCUGAAGAAACUCAUCGAACACCACAAGUACAUACUACGUAUCUCCGAUCGUGUCAUCAAUGCGUAUAAAAAUGUCAUUCUGAAUCAAUUGCUCAUCUCAUCGGUACUGCUCUGUAUGCUCGGCUUUCAGCUAGUCAUAUCGGUGGGUACGAACAUUAUGGUGGUAUAUGUGGCGUACGGGAUGGCCAUUACCAUACAGGUUACCUACUACUGCUACUAUGGAUCACAGCUCUACUACGAGAGUACACAGGUGCAUGAUGCUGUCUUCAAAAGCAAAUGGUAUGAUGCGAGUGUUGCCACCCAAAAAAUGUUGAUCAACUGUAUGAUGAGAGCGAAGAAACCGGUGAACGCAAAGUCGGGCUUUACGCAAGCAUCUUUGCCCGCGCUGAAUGCGAUUUUAAAUUCAGCUGGAUCGUACGUAGCUCUACUGAUGUCUCUGAUGGAGUAAAAGAUUGUUUCAAUUAUUAAAGCAAAAACAACACUUAAUAAUCUUAAACGUGAAAUAGAUGAUGUUGGAUGUAGCUGCACAAGAAACACUAACUAUUCUAAUGGAACUAUCCAAAAUCAAUGUUUAACUUAGUUUGCUAUCAAUAAUUGCGAACAUAGAUGCAAUUCUAUUUGUCUAAAGUCUAAACUGCUCUGCUAUGAAAUGUACACAAUAUUUAUGUUACUCUGUUACCAUUUCACCACACGCUAUCCACUUCCAUCGUCUAUUGGCUUUUUUGCUGUUUAAAUGUUGUAGAGUUAUAGAAAAAGCAAUGGAAAUUUUAUUCUGCGUUUCAACUAAACCCAAGUAAUUCUGCUUUGUAACUGUCCCGCCGUCACCAUUGCAUGUUCGAACGCAAAAUUCAAAAAUCUCCGCAUGUAUCACCUACAUUCCUUGCGUGUUGUGUUCCCUUUUUAUCAUUGCAUUGUUCUAACGAAAUCUCAGGACACAUCAGUACAGUACAGUAAAGCUUAAUAACUAUAUUUGCACAUGUAUGCUCAAAUAAAAUAAUACACAGUACGGAUAUUCCCUCGAAGUCUUUCUUACACGGCGGCUCACAGGAUCUGUUGACGUGGACGGCAACAGUGCACGCGUAUGUGUGUAUAUAUAGUGACACUAAGUUUCGUAUGUAGCAAAUGAAAUAAAUAAAAUAAAUGGUCGUAU
This is a messenger RNA of Anopheles coluzzii, 1856 nucleotides long. RefSeq names its product odorant receptor 47a-like. Gene Ontology annotation, molecular function: olfactory receptor activity; odorant binding. Gene Ontology annotation, cellular component: plasma membrane. Gene Ontology annotation, biological process: sensory perception of smell; detection of chemical stimulus involved in sensory perception of smell. The coding region runs from base 36 to 1154 and encodes 372 amino acids. NCBI's taxonomy places the organism in Eukaryota, Metazoa, Arthropoda, Insecta, Diptera, Culicidae. The record is from RefSeq and is a predicted model, not a curated record. The transcript is spliced from 4 exons.